Messenger RNA from Heterobasidion irregulare TC 32-1, 456 nucleotides. RefSeq lists its product as uncharacterized. The record is from RefSeq and is a predicted model, not a curated record. The annotation marks the transcript as partial. The transcript has a single exon. Lineage: Eukaryota; Fungi; Basidiomycota; Agaricomycetes; Russulales; Bondarzewiaceae.
GUUCUAGCAUGUGAUAAUAUAGGACAGAUCACUUAUGGAACUAGUGCAAGGAUUAGCGGAUUCCAGAGUGAAACCAUGAUUAAAGCUGUAAAAUAUGAAAGAAAUGUCAUAGAUAUAACCCAUCAAAGCUGGACCUAUUUAGUCCUAAUCAAUGGCAAUAUAACCUCAGAGGCAGAAAGUAAUAAUAAGGGAGAUAUUUAUAUGAUCUAUAAGAAAGGUAAGGAAUAUUUAGUCUUUCUGGCAGAGCAAUCUAUUAAGUCAACUAAGUCAAUUAAAAAAGAGGCAUUUGAUGGAAUAUAUUUACCAAAACACAGUCAAGUGCAAUUAUAUCCUAGGCCACAAGAAUCUUGGGCAAUGCAGGCUCUAAGAAUUCCAGAAGAGUGGCUAGGUCAUCCAAGACUAAAAAUACCUCCUAAUAAAUUACUAAAACUAGCCAAAUUAUCUAUGAUACCUUAA